Messenger RNA from Plasmodium knowlesi strain H, 2094 nucleotides. Its product is annotated as conserved Plasmodium protein, unknown function. NCBI's taxonomy places the organism in Eukaryota, Apicomplexa, Aconoidasida, Haemosporida, Plasmodiidae. The transcript has a single exon. The coding region runs from base 1 to 2094 and encodes 697 amino acids. The record is from RefSeq and is a predicted model, not a curated record.
AUGAAGGAGGAAGAGAAACACAUCGUACAGGUGAAUGACAUCAAGGGCUACUAUAAAAAGACAUUCACCAAUGAGUUGGUGCUUUCACUGCAGAAUGAAAUAAACAUAGAAGACCUCCUAUACUCAUACAACUACUAUUCCAAUUUACUAACGGAAGAUGAUAAAUUUGAUAAUGAAGAGGUGGGGAGUGAGUACCUGAAGAGUGAAGACGAAAUGGAGAAGUCACCAUCAAUCGGUGGAGACAAGAAAUAUAAAGUAAGGAAAGAAGAUUCGGAAGAAGAUAUGAUCAAUUAUUUUGAUCCAACUGUAAGUGAAGAAUUGUAUGAAGAAAAAAUCGAACAAACAUUCGAAUAUUUAGAUAAUUUUUUAAAAGCAUUUUAUGUUCCAAAUGAUAUGAACAAGUCAGGUGAAAUGGAAAUAAUAAAUGACGUAGUGAAAAAUUUAGUAAUAGAAAAAAUAAAUAAUGAUGAAUAUAAAAUCUUGGACAUGCAAUGUGAGAAAUUCCAGAUAUAUGAAAUUACGUUAAUUAUCAUUGCGUACAUUAUUAGGAAUAUUUUCAGCUUAAGUUUGGGAAGGAAAAUUAUUUUCUCCAACGAAAAAAUGAACAAUCUCUUGUUAAGAGCAUUGUAUAAGCAAAAUAUAUACAUACAAAUAUUCACUUUGAAAAAUUUAAAAAAAUAUAUCAUGGAAGAUGGAGAAUGUUUGCAAGAUAUCCACUUAAAAAUGAUUAAAAUAUGUAUCUUCAGUAAAUCUCUCUGUUCAUUCAAUCGUUCCAACGAAAUGGUAAAAUAUUUAAUCAAGGAAAAUAAAUACGUGAGUGAAAUUUUCGAUUUAUAUUUUCUAAAAAAACUUAAAAAGUCUUUGGAGCAUUCAGACAAUGUGCAACGCUUACGACUGCUUGAUCUGAUUGCAGAUUGUGCAAAUAUAAAUAGUCAACAAUUUUGCGACAUUUUUCAAACGAAGAAGAAGAAAAAAAAUGUGACACAGGAGAAUGUUGAACAGGACGGAGGUAUGUCUUACCAGGGGGAAAAGAAGGAAACGCACAUGGGUGAUAAUGUACCAGACGCUAUUACGGAUACUUACAAUGCUGAUAUGAAUUUUGAAAACUUCACCUACGAUAGCGAAUACGAAGAAGGGGAAUGCACUUAUGAUGACAUAUCCUUUGUAAGUAAAAAUUUAGUACAGGAAGAAAUGAAAAAGCAUAAUGUACAGUUAAGUCAAAUAUGCAAAAUGAUAAAAAUUAAUAUUUACAAAUAUUUAUAUAUGAUAUAUCAGAAGGAAGAUUUACUGUUGAAAAUAAAUGUACUGGAAAUUUUUUCAAAAUUUGUGCAAAUAAAAUAUUACAGCGAUAGCACUGUGCAAAAUAGCCACCUUUUGCACACCAUCUUGAAGGAUCUACAAAAUCCCGACGACGAAGUUCUUCCCGUGAGUAUCCUCAACUCCCUCAUUUGUUACGCUCAAAUAAGUUCAUCUCUUCUUCAUUUUAUAAUAAACACACAUGACAGUAUUCUCAUGAAGACUAUCAUUUAUUUUCUGACGAACGAUUCUUCCCAGGGUAGUAGUUCCAACGUGGAAAAGUUAAUUGUUGGCAUAAAAGCUUUUGGCUACUUUUUCUCAAUGAAAGAAUCUAAUGAAGCCCUUGUAAAUCUGAACUCGAAUGCACACCUGAUCGUAAUUAAUAACAUAAGCACACAUUCACACACGAAUGUUUUAAAGCACGCAAUAAACAUAUGGAUAAAAAUUUUACCAGCCGAAUGUAUGGGUGCACAAUGGAACAAACAACUCAUUCACAGUGUCCUCUUCCAAAAGGUUAUCAAAAUAUUAAAAGAAAUAGAUGAUCAAGAGGUUCAGAUAAAUACGUAUCAAUUGCUUCGGGUCAUGAUCCCGUAUAGCAUUGUAGAUUUUAUCAUACAAGAACAGUGGCUCAUUAGGACACUCCAGAGCAGCUUUGGAAACAACAGCUACGAACUGAAGAUGAGUAGAUACUAUUUUUUUAAAGAACUUUACGAACUUAACAAAAUUACCAUAACGAAUGAUGCCUUCGCGGAUAACCUCAUCAGUAACUUCUUGGAGAAAAUGCCUAAGAGGUAUUAG